AUGCCCCUCGCAGACCACUGGCGUAUGGUGGAACGAGCCAUAAGCACUGCAGCCGAACACAAGAUCGGCCGCUUACCACGUAGAGAGAAAAAGGAAUGGUUCGACGAAGAGUGCAGACGAGCACUAUCCGAGAAGAAUGCAGCGCGCGCCCGCAUGCUACGGCAUGAAACCCGUCAGAACGUGGAGAUCUACAGACGACUUAGGAAACAGCAAACCAUGCUCUUCCAGACCAAGCAGCGCCGUUUUGAAGAGUCAGACGAACAGCUGCUGGAGCAGCUUUCUCAGUUGGGGGACACCCGCUUGUUCUACAGGAGAUUGAAGGAGGAAUGGAGCGGGUUUGCUCCUAAAACCGCAAUGUGCCGGGAUGCGGAAGGAAAUCUCCUGACGGAUGAGCGGGAGGUGAUCGAAGGGUGGAAGUGCUACUACGAAGGAUAUCUGAAUAGAGCAGAGUCAGGAGAGGCUGGUGCAAGAGGCAGAACAAGGCAACCACCACAGCAGCAGCACAGCAGUAACAACAGCAACAGCAUCGGCAACAGCAACGACGAGGUGCCCCCGCCAUCUCUGGAUGAGAUUGCCAGUGCCAUCAAGCAGCUUAAGAGCAAUAAGUCUGCCGGCAGCGAUGGAAUGGCGGCCGAGCUCUUCAAGAAGGGGUCGAAAAGGCUUACCGUCGAAAUACAUCAGCUGAUCGUGAAAGUCUGGGAGCAGGAGGAACUACCGGAGGAGUGGAAGCUGGGUGUUAUUUACCCAGUCCACAAAAAGGGCGACAGGCUGGAUUGCUCGUAUUUCCGAGCCUUCACUGUCCUAAAUGCCGCCUACAAGAUCCUGUUCCAGAUCCUGUUCUGCAAACUUGCGCCCCUUACUACAAAUUUUGUCGGCAGCUACCAAGCUGGGUUUGUCGGAGGCAAAUCCACCACCGACCAAAUUUUCACUCUACGGCAGAUCCUCCAGAAGUGCCGAGAGCGCCAGAUCCCAACGCACCACCUGUUCAUCGACUUCAAGGCGGCCGACGACACCAUAGACCGGAAGGAGCUAUGGAGCAUCAUGCAGCGGUACCACUUCCCUGGGAAGUUGAUCCCGCUGUGA
This is a messenger RNA of Anopheles gambiae (African malaria mosquito), 1083 nucleotides long. RefSeq lists its product as uncharacterized. The coding region runs from base 1 to 1083 and encodes 360 amino acids. The transcript has a single exon. Lineage: Eukaryota; Metazoa; Arthropoda; Insecta; Diptera; Culicidae. The record is from RefSeq and is a predicted model, not a curated record.